Molecule: messenger RNA, 2196 nt
Organism: Cladophialophora psammophila CBS 110553
Lineage: Eukaryota; Fungi; Ascomycota; Eurotiomycetes; Chaetothyriales; Herpotrichiellaceae
Product: protein disulfide-isomerase
Exons: 2
Coding region: 1-2196 (731 amino acids)
Cellular component (GO): endoplasmic reticulum
Molecular function (GO): protein disulfide isomerase activity
Source: RefSeq, a predicted model, not a curated record
AUGAGGCCAGCUUUGCUGGCGUGCGCCUUCGCAGCCCUCUUCUCUACCUCAAUUGCAGCGCCACCAGGCCCACAGAGAGGGACCGCAGUAACAGCAGAUGAGGCCGUCCAGGGAGAUACUCCAGCCGAGGGAGGAGAAGGUGCUGAUUAUACUGUUUUCAAUGGUAUCAAGGUGCCACCGAUGAAAGAAAUACAAGGCGAUGAGUUCGCGGAGACGAUAAAAGACGGAUACUGGUGGGUCAAACAUUACUCGCCUUAUUGCGGCCACUGUAAAGCAAUCGCGCCGCUCUGGCAGACAUUGUACGAGUUCUAUGCGACCUCCGAUCCCUUACAGGGCAUGACAAAGUCUGGUCAGCCCGAUUUGUUCUCGCCAAACAGCUUUCACGGAUACUACAACUUUCACUUUGCCUCGAUAAAUUGUAUCGCUUUUGGGGAUGUCUGCGAUAAGAAUGGAGUAAGAGCUUGGCCAACAUUCCUAUUGUACAAAGAUGGCGAAUUUGUCGAGAAAUAUACCGGAGGCCGGUCCAUGGAGGAUUUCAGCAACUACGUCGAAGAGAAGCUGGAACAGAUAAAACCCGGCUCCAGACCAAGGGGAGGAGUGCACGUUCCCAAAGCGGGGGCAAAGGGUGUCGACCGAACAGCCGAACCCGAGAAGCCACUGGCGAAGGACAAAGAUAUCGCAGCUGGUGCCGCCGCUGGCGAGAAACAGAACAAAGCCGCCGCACUGUCCACUGAAACCACAUCCGCAAUGUUGGCCUCUGAGACUGCAAAACUCGGAAAGUCCCUGAAUGCAAAGACCGGUCCCCGGCCGAAUCUCAAAGGAGUUUCACUUCCUCUAACGCCAGAGUCGUUCCAGAAGCUUGUUACUACAUCUCAGGAUCCAUGGUUCGUUAAAUUCUAUGUGCCAUGGUGUCCACAUUGUCAGCAUCUGGCGCCAACGUGGGCUCAGUUGGCGAAAGAAAUGGAAGGCAAACUCAACAUCGGAGAGGUCAAUUGUGAAGCGUCUCCACGAUUAUGCAAGGAUGCCAAAGUCAGCGCUUAUCCCACCAUCUACUUCUUCCGUGGUGGCGAGCGUGUUGAGUAUGAAGGUCUUCGCGGCCUAGGUGACCUGCUUUCCUUUGCAAACAAGGCGCUAGACAGCGAUGUCAAGUAUGUGGACGCUGCUGCAUUCAAAGAGAUGGAAGAGACGGAAGAAGUAAUCUUCGUCUAUUUCUUCGACCAUGCUACAACAUCCGAAGAUUUUGCCGCCCUCGAUCGGCUAACUUUGAGCCUAAUCGGGCAUGCAAAGAUUGUCAAGACAGAUUCCGAGAUCCUGGCGAACCGAUUCAAAAUUUCAACUUGGCCAAGGUUACUUGUGUCUCGAGAUGGACGGCCAAGCUAUUACAACGCCCUCGCUCCAAAGGACAUGCGUGACUUUCGGCGUGUCCUGACUUGGAUGCAAUCGGUUUGGCUGCCGAUUGUACCUGAAUUGAGCGCUUCUAAUGCGAAGGAGAUCAUGAGCGGAAAAUAUGUGGUGCUGGGCAUUCUCUCUAGAGACCGACCAGACGAGUUUCUUCAAUCAAAGCGGGAACUGAAGAACGCCGCAUUGGAAUGGAUGGAUAAGCAAACACAAGCUUUCCAACUCGAGAGACAAGAAUUGCGCGAUUCAAAGCAAUUGCGUAUCGAAGAGGCCGAGGACCGCAACGACCAACGUGCCUUACGCCAGGCGAAGAGCCGUGUAAUUAGCAUCACUGAAGAGACUUUCCGAAAACAGGUCGCAUUCGCCUGGGUGGAUGGCGUUUUCUGGGAGAGAUGGCUUCGGUCGACAUACGGCGUGGAUGUCUCCAAAGGUGAGAGGGUGAUCAUUAAUGAUGAGGAUAACCGACGUUACUGGGAUGUAACUGACUCCGGGGCCUAUAUCAUGCCCUCCCGCACCUCUAUCCUCGAAACAUUACCCCGAAUCGUGGCUAGCCCUCCAAAACUCACUCCGAAAUCCACCAUCAGCGCCUUUGAGAACGUUUUCUUCCAGAUCCGAAAUUUUGGCACGUAUCAUCCAUAUCUGUCUUUCGGGUUGUUGAUUAUAAGUGUUGUGAUGUUGUUCUGGGUGUUGAGGAAUGGUGCCACUAUUAAAAGGACGUUGGGUCGGAAUAGCUCGGGCUACUUCCACUUGGAUGGGAAGGAGGGACUUUUGGGAACAACGAAUGGCAAGGCUGAUUGA